Paramecium octaurelia is the source of this 964-nucleotide messenger RNA. Lineage: Eukaryota; Ciliophora; Oligohymenophorea; Peniculida; Parameciidae. The record is from the annotation of a GenBank genome assembly.
AUGUUCACUCACCACCAAAUUGAAAAACUAUAGAAAUGUAAUUCUUAUUGUUUAUAUUGUGGUGAUAGCUAUACUAUAGCAUAUUAUGCAUUAUUUAUUUGAUGUACUCCAGUCCUCUUGGAUAAAUUUUCUUUUGUUUUUCCUGAAUUGAAUUUUAAAUGGAGGGUGGCUUCCUGUAUCUUAUGUUCAGUGAUUGCCCAUCAUAUCAUGAGAUUAGUACUUAUUUUCAUUAAUCCAAGACUACUAUUGAUAACUCCUUAAUCCACUAAAUAUAAGCAGUUCAUCAUGGUUAAUAUUUUGAGCCAAAUGGUGGCAUAAAGAUAAGUAGUCUAGUUCCAAUUGUUAUUAUGAAAGAUGAUUAAUAUCUUCAUCACUUCUUUCUUGAAUACAUUUAUACAAUCAGGUAAAUACUCAAUUUUCAUUAUUAGAAGGAACAAAAAAAGGUAAUUGUAAUAUUAUUUUCCAAAUUUACAACAUUACAAGGUUUUAGCAUUAAAGCAAUGAGUCAUUUUUACUCACUAGUUAGUUGUUAGUACUUAAUUGAAAACUUAGUAAUCAUAGGGAGAUUAAAACAUUAAAUAGCAUCAGCAGAUAUAAAGAAAAAGUAAACUCUUAAGUAAUUUUCAGUGACGCUGAACUUGCAAGUUUGGCGUGUAGUUGAUGUAGAUAUCCAGUAUAUUCACUUUUUUUUACAGCUUAUAAAAUACCUUAGCGCGCAUUUGCAACAUUGUAUCAUUUUAGCAUAAACUUGAUUAAAUAUGUUAGUUUUGCAUUGAAGGAAGGGCAACUAUCAAAUAAGUUUGGCGUUAAUUUCUGUAAGUUAGGCAUGUUAAGGAGCAAGCUAAAAUAGCACUCUUGUGAUUUUCAGACAUAAUCAGUAUCAUAAGUACUACAUGUUUUUUAGGUCUUCGAAGAAGUGCAAAAUUCAUAAAUACAUUGCUGAAUUUAUUUCAAGCAAAUAGAU